UUUAAUGUAUACAUUAUUUCCAUGUGUAUCGUGUGCAAUGUAGAUCAGAUAAAUGUCAGAAAUGUUUUUAAGGGGCAAUAGUUGUCGCCUGGAAUUGAUUCAUUAAAAUAGUUUCAAACAAAACAAUGAAAUAAAUUUAGUUUCUGAUCAAUUUUGGAUGUAUAAUCUAAUCAACAUCGAAUACAACUGUAAAUAAUACACAAGCUAUCAUAACACAAAUCUGAAACAAAUUGUGUAGAUUUUAAAAUAGAUUAAAAAUAGAGUAUACAGUCCUCCUUUAAUCAAUUCAUCAAACAAUGUAUGUGAGUUCCCUUUCCAAUGGUACCUCAACUCCUGUUUACUCUGAUACUGAAGCCUGAUUUGUUCACGUUGGUGUACCUGCACGAACAAAUGCCGCUUCAACCCGCAAAAAGGGGAGGAGCCAACUACUAUAUAAGUUGGCUCAGAGCUCCAUUCGUCAGAAUUUUUUUCCUUCAGCGAAGAAGACAUCUCCUUGCAUGGACUCUGAAGCAAGAAGCCGAAGCAAGAAGAUGAAGCAAAGAAGCUCAGCCUGUUGCUCGCCGUAGAAGAGCACCUGGAAGUGGAAAAUUCAGUGACACCACUCCCAGCCAGCGAAUUGUCUUCCUGGGGACAGUGAUCAAUUCAGCCCAAAUGCGGGCAUGGAUCAUGCUGGAACGCUCUCUGAUGGUUCAGCGACUAGCACCAUCAUUCAAAUGCAGGACUUUGUGUCCCCUCAGAGAUUUUCAGGAGGAUGCUUGGUCUUAUGUCAGCCGUUUCCUCUGUGAUUUCUCUGGGCCUGCUUCUCAUGCAGCCCCUUCAAUUUAGGCUCAAAGGCCAUGUGCCAUCCCACGCUUGGCGCCUAGGGCAUAUUCCUCUCAGGCUAAACCACCACUGCAUCAAAGCUGUGGCCCCUUGGAGAAUUUCUCGCCUGUUUCAGUCAGGUGUCCCAUUGGGGCUGACCUCCAGGAGGAAGGUAGUCAUGACAAAUGCCUCCAACACAGGUUGGGGAGCACUGUACGAGGGCAGACCAGUGUUUGGCUCUUGGACACAUCUGGAGCAAAGCUUGCACAUCAACUGCCUUGAAAUUAUGGCUGUUUCUCUGGUCCUGAAAGCCUUCAUACAAACCUUAAAGGGGCAUCAAGUCCUGGUCCGCUCAGACAACAUGACGGUGGUAGCCUUCAUAAAUCACCAAGGUGGUCUCAGGUCAUGCGCUCUUUACAGGAUGGCGUGACACCUCCUUUUAUGUGCACAUCGCUUAGAGCAGUUCAUGUGCCGGGCAGAUUGAACCAAGGAGCGGACAUGCUGUCCAGGGGCAAUAGCAUCAGGUGAAUGGAGACUACAUCCCCAAUCGGUUCAAAUGAUCUGGUCUGUCUUCGGGAGGGGAGAGGUAGACCUCUUCGCCUCAGAAGGCAACUUUCACUGCCCAAUUUACUUUUCGAAGCAGUGAGAUGCCCUGGCCCACGACUGGGCCAGCGCUUGCUGUAUGACUUCCCCCCGGUUGCCCUGCUUCCUCAAGUCAUCAGACGGGUCAAGGAAGUCAGAUGCUCGAUCCUCCAGGUGGUCCCACUCUGGAGGAAUCAGACAUGGUUCCCUGAGUUGAUUCAGCUGCUAUGGGCAGCCCCCUGGCCGAUACCAUUGAGGAGAGACCUACUCGCAAGCAAGAGGAAUGAUUUGGCAUCCCCAGCCCGAACUGUGGAACCUUCAUGUUUGGCCACUCAACGGGAACCUUUACAGCUCUCCGCGAGUGUAACUAAUACCAUUUUGCAGGCUAGAGCAUGGUCUACAAGACGCCUCUAUGCCCUUAAAUGGUCAGUCUUUUCUGACUGGUGUGCAGCACGCAGUCUGGACCCGUCCUUUUGUGAAGUGCUACACAUGCUCACUAUUUUACAAGAGGCUGUUGGAUAAGGGGCGCACCCCUUCCACGCUCAAUGUGUAUGUGGCAGCUAUCAUGGUGAAUCAUGCUCCUGUGACUGGCCAGUCAGUCGACAAAAACGACCUUGUCAUUAAAUUUCUGAGGGGAGGGUUGAGGGGAGGGGAGGGUUGAACCCGCCUCGUCCUCAUUCUGUGCUGACCUGAGACUUAUCUAUAGUCGCAACGAGGCCCUCCCUUUGAGUUGCUUCAUUCGGCCAAUUUGCAGCACCUGUCGCUCAAGACCCCCCUCCUUUUUGUGUUAGCAUCAGUCAAGCGAGUAGGUGACUUGCAAGCACUGUCAGUCAGUGCUUCAUGCCUUGAGUUUGGGCCUAAUGACUGUAAAGUCGUCCUCAAACAAGGACACGGCUAUGUGCCUAAGGUGCUGUCAACCCCGUUCAGAGCACAGGUUAUUACCCUUCUAGUUCUUCCUAGUACAGAGAACAAGCAGGGCCCCAAUCCACUCUGCCCAGUUAGGGCUCUUAGAGUGUACGUUGUGCGCUCUGGCCCAUUUCAGCACUCAGAGCAGCAUUUUGUAUGCUUCGGAGGCUGCUCUAAAGGGCUGCCAGUUACGAAGCAACAAUGAUCUCAUUGGAUAGUCGAUGCUAUAGCCCUGGCUUAUGUGGGCCCACUCCACUCGAGGGAUGGCCUCCUCCUGGGCGUGGUCCAGUGGGAUCUAUAUUGAUGACAUCUGUGCGGCCGCCGGCUGGUCAUCGCCGUCAACCUUUACAAGGCGAGCAGAGCGACUUAGUUCUGCAUUUACUUAUAGGGUGGCGCUAUUGGAUGCAUUCCCCAUAAGCGUGUUCACGCAACGGGAGAGACCGUUUGAAAGGGAAUGCUCCGGUUACGUUAGUAACCGGAAUGUUUUUGUUUGUGUGUGUGUGCAUAGGACUGGUUGAUUCGGUAUGGGUAUUUACCAUCUCCAGAAUCUCUAACUAGUCGACUUCAGACCAGGGAGGGUAUUGAAGAAGCUGUCCGUAAAAUGCAGUGUUUUGCUGGUAUUGAAGAGACUGGCAAACUAGAUCAUGCCACUUUAGAACUGAUGGCCAGACCUCGUUGCUCUCUGCCGGACACCAUCAGCUCUGAGGAUCUGUUGAAAGAAAGGAGAAGAGGUAAAGGGAAGCUGAAGAGGAGAUACACUCUGCCAAGAUUGAGUUGGGACAAGGCUGACAUCACCUGGAGCGUGCAAGAGUUUCCCUCUCCUUCGAUGUCUCCCACUUUACAUCCAGGGCUGGUGAGGCUCAUUUUAACCUCUGCCCUCAGAGUAUGGAGUGAUGUCACACCUCUGCGUUUCCACCCUCCUCCAUAUGGCCCAUCACCACAGAUAGACAUCAAAAUCACCUUUGCAAGCAGCUACCAUGAGGAUGGAUAUCCUUUUGAUGGCAAGGGGGGCAAUCUGGCACAUGCAUUCUUCCCAGGAAAGGGAGAUCUUGCUGGUGACACACACUUUGAUGAUGGAGAGAGCUGGAGCUAUGGAGACUGGAGUAGUGCCACAGAUUUAUUCACAGUCGCAGUUCAUGAGUUUGGUCAUGCUUUAGGCUUGUUUCACUCAUCCUCCAAUGACUCCAUCAUGAAUCCUUAUUAUCAUGGUCCUGUCGGAGACAUGCACAGUUACUCCUUAUCCCUUGAUGACAGACUGAGAAUACAGGCACUUUAUGGAAAAAGACAAGAUUUUAAACCUUCUCCAUCUGUUGUUGCACCCACAACUCAUCUGUCCCACUCCUCGACCCCAGCUCCUCCAAAUCCUCCCUAUCACCCACCAGCCUCUGCUGAUCGCUGUCAGGGAGGUUAUGAUGCAGUUGCUAAUAUCAGAGGAGAGGUUUUAUUCUUUAGAGGUCCACACUUUUGGAGGGUACAUCAUUCAGGCUCAUUAAUAUCCUUGACUCCAGCUCUGAUCCACAGCUUCUGGAUGGGUUUGCCUCCAGAAACAGCCAGAGUUGAUGCAGUAUAUGAAAGAAGAGAUGGACAUAUUCUCUUCUUUAUUGGUAAUCAAUACUGGGUAUUUAGAGACACAGUGUCCCUCCCUGAGUACCCACGACCACUUUCAGAAUGGGGUUUACGCACUUCUGCAGGAGGGCUUCCAGAGAGGGUGGAGGCAGUAUUUGUGUGGCCACACAAUGGGAAAACGUAUCUGUUCAGUGGUGGAGAGUACUGGAGGUUUGAUGAGUCGAGAACAGAGAGGAAGCUGGAAGAAGGGUACCCUAAACCAGCGUCCAUCUGGGGGAUGCCCUCUCACCCUGAUGAUAUCAUUGGAUUUGUAGAUGGAGACACUUACUUCUUUAAAGAAUCAAACUACUGGAUUUUAAAAAGAGGUGGCCUGGACCAGGAAUCUGCUUCCCCAAAGUCCAUUGCUAUUGACUGGAUGAAAUGUGAAGGUCACAUUUCAACUCACACACCUGAGAUUCCCAGAAGAGACAAAGAUUGUACUUGUGUCCAGAGUACAGCAGCUAUGAUAUGUGUUUUGUCAUAUGUUAUAUAUCCAGUUAUCACAGGUUGGAUUUUGGUUCUUGUAUUUUACUGAUUCGAUUUAUAUUAUUUGUGUAGUAUUUACGGUGAUUUUUUUAAUGUUGUGAUUUUGACUGUGAAGUUAGGGAAAAUGUACUUGAUUUUUACCUAGCAACAAAUUUCUGCCAUCAUUUGGGAUAGGAAAGUGUCCACUGGUUGCACACUUUAGAAUCUCAGCAGAUGUGUAAUCUCGGGAUUGUUUGCCUGUUUCUUGAAUACUGUGUAUUCGGACCUCUUACUCAUGUGACAUACUGCUUUCUACAAACUAUAUAUGGUAUACAUUAUAGUACAUACUACAUAAAUGGGCAGUGUUUAGAAGUACACUAGUAGAUGCUCUCAAAGCUAAAACACAUUGACUAAAAGACACAAGACAAUACUUUAAUCAAUAUUUGAAUUGAUUAAAAAAAAAAUCCAAACAACGACGUCAUGUAAUUAUUCUUUCAGUAUUAUACUAGAAUUUAUUACAUAAUGUAAAAUAAAUCGCAAUAUGUGAGGCUUAUUCUCUCUUUUUUUAUUUUUGUCAAGUUUACAUCCAAAGUGAAUUCAGUCAGAUGCAAGCUGUAUGACCCCC
This is a messenger RNA of Sinocyclocheilus grahami, 4984 nucleotides long. RefSeq names its product matrix metalloproteinase-25-like. Gene Ontology annotation, molecular function: metalloendopeptidase activity; zinc ion binding. Bases 2891 to 4429 code for a protein of 512 amino acids. NCBI's taxonomy places the organism in Eukaryota, Metazoa, Chordata, Actinopteri, Cypriniformes, Cyprinidae. Gene Ontology annotation, cellular component: extracellular matrix. The record is from RefSeq and is a predicted model, not a curated record. Gene Ontology annotation, biological process: extracellular matrix organization; collagen catabolic process; proteolysis. The transcript is spliced from 11 exons.